AUGGCUGAAGAAAGAUUUAUUGAUAAUAGCGAUCGAAUUUUCAUCGAAAAACCACUGGCAAACAGCAGACAAUUAGCCGCUGUGAAAGCAUCAAAAUUGUACAGAGAAAUUGAAGGAGAUCAAUUGCCAAUUGUAUAUCAUCCAAUUUAUAAUAUAUCAUUUUGUGGAAUCGAACGAUGCCAUCCAUUUGAUUCACAUAAAUGGGGACGUGUUUAUGAGACACUGUUACAAUCAGGAAUGUUUGAAGAAAGGCAAAUCAUAAGACCAUCGGAAGCAAACAUGGACGAUCUGCGUGUUGUGCAUUCAUCAACCUAUCUCUCAUCAUUACAUUGUCCAUGUUAUGUUGCGAAGAUGGUUGAAGUUACACCCGUUGCACUGAUACCCCUAUGUAUUAUCGACAAAGUCCUCCUGAAGCCAUUCCGAUAUCAUACCGGCGGCACAAUAUUAGCAGCCAAGCUUGCACUAACAUCCGGUUGGGCUAUAAAUAUUGGUGGUGGUUUCCAUCAUGCAAGCCGUUCAAGAGGUGGCGGGUUUUGUAUUUAUGCUGAUAUCACUUUGGCACUAACAUUCUUAUUCAUCAAUCAGUUGAUUUCAAAAGCAAUGAUUGUUGAUUUAGAUGCUCAUCAGGGUAAUGGUCAUGAAAAUGAUUUUUGCGGAGACAGCCGAGUGUAUAUACUGGAUAUGUUCAAUAGUUGCAUUUAUCCACAAGAUAUGAGAGCAAGACAUGCUAUAAGAAGAUCAGUUCAUCUUCGUAUUGGUAUUCAAGAUGGAGAAUAUCUUUCCUUGCUUUCGAGUAAUCUUGAAGAUGGUUUGAGCGAAUUUCGACCUGAUAUAAUCCUAUACAAUGCGGGAACUGACUGUCUUCGAGGUGAUCCACUUGGGUUAUUGUCGAUAUCCUCAAAGGGAAUUCGAAAGCGUGAUGAAAUUGUUUUCAAAAUGGCUCGUAACAGGCAUAUUCCAGUUGUAAUGCUACUUAGUGGUGGAUAUAUGCAGAAUACGCAUGAAGUCAUUGCCAAGUCGAUUCUAAAUUUGUACGAUAAGAAUUUGUUAAGGAUGGAAAUAUAA
Molecule: messenger RNA, 1065 nt
Organism: Acanthocheilonema viteae
Lineage: Eukaryota; Metazoa; Nematoda; Chromadorea; Rhabditida; Onchocercidae
Source: the annotation of a GenBank genome assembly